Messenger RNA from Lathyrus sativus (Indian pea), 1590 nucleotides. Lineage: Eukaryota; Viridiplantae; Streptophyta; Magnoliopsida; Fabales; Fabaceae. The record is from the annotation of a GenBank genome assembly.
AUGGUUCAUCAUCACCGUAAAAGAUCUCCAGACUCCAUCAAAGACGAAGAAUCACAGCUUCAUCUCAUGGACUGUGCAACCUCUGUUUAUUACAAGAGAACAAAGCCUAAGCUUCUGUCUUUUCUCUUCCUCAUCACCUUUCUCUCCUGUUGCUAUGUCUUCGCACCUUUCUUCCUUGGACCUUCUUUUUAUCUAUCUCUUCUAUACUCUAAUGGACCUGAAAACGAUGCCAACCAACACGGUGUUGAUGUGAAAGCUUCUACUUGUUCUUCCGUUUCUACCGGAACUAUAUGUUGCGAUAGAACUGGUUAUCGUUCGGAUAUCUGUGUGAUGAAAGGUGAUAUAAGAACAGAUUCUUCUUCCUCUUCAAUCUUCCUCUACAACUCAAUAAACAAGAAUAAUGUUUCAAGGACCGUUAAUGGAAGAAAAGUUGAAAACGAAGAGGAACAAGUUCUUCAACAAGAGAAGAUAAAGCCAUAUACUAGAAAAUGGGAGACAAGUGUGAUGGACACAAUUGAUGAAUUGAAUCUUAUCUCAAAGAAAGUAAAUUCGCGGAGAGUUCGAAAAUGUGAUGUUCAUCACGAUGUUCCGGCAGUGUUCUUCUCUAAUGGAGGAUACACUGGUAACGUUUAUCACGAAUUCAACGACGGAAUCAUACCUUUGUAUAUCACUUCACAGCGUUUCAACAAGAAGGUUGUGUUUGUGAUACUUGAGUAUCAUAGUUGGUGGAUUAUGAAAUACGGCGACAUCCUUUCUCAUCUAUCGGAGUUUCCUCCGAUUGAUUUUAGCGAAGAUAACCGGACUCAUUGUUUCAAUGAAGCGAUUGUUGGUCUCAAAAUCCACGACGAGCUAGCCGUGGAUUCCUCAUUGAUGGAGGGUAACAAAAGCAUUGUUGAUUUCAGAAAGCUUUUGGAUAAAGCUUAUUCGCCGCGGAUUAAAGGACUGUUGCGCGAAGAGGAAAGGGAACAACAACAAAAUUCCUUAUCUCCAUCGUCGCGAUCAGACUCAGAAACCUCACAAGGAGUGCUAGAAAUUGUGCGAAAGAAACCAAAGUUAGUUAUCAUCUCUAGAAGUGGUUCAAGAGCUAUAACUAAUGAGAAUUUGCUAGUGAAAAUGGCUGAAGAAAUUGGAUUUCAUGUUGCGGUUUUAAAGCCUAAAAAAACUUCGGAAUUGGCCAAGAUUUAUAAAGUACUUAAUGAAAGUGAUGUGAUGAUUGGUGUUCAUGGAGCAGCAAUGACACAUUUUAUGUUCAUGAAACCUAAAUCUGUGUUCAUUCAAGUUGUUCCUCUUGGUACUAAUUGGGCUGCAGAUACCUAUUAUGGUGAACCUGCAAGAAAACUUGGUUUGAAAUACAUAGGAUAUGAAAUUCACCCUAAAGAAAGCUCUUUAUAUGAUAAAUAUGAUAAAAAUGAUCCUAUUUUGAGUGACCCUGAUAGCAUUACAAACAAAGGGUGGGAAUAUACAAAGAAGAUUUAUCUUGAUAGCCAAAAUGUUAAAUUGGACCUUAGAAGAUUCAGAAAAAGGUUGCAUAGAGCUUAUGAGUACACAGUUUUGAGAUUGAAUUUGAAUCUUCAACACCAAGCACAGUGA